AUGGCCGACACAGCAACCAAGACCUCGAGUGGGUCGGAGCGAGAGAACGCGCCGGUGAACAUAAUCAUGAUUGGCAUGGCGGGGUCUGGCAAAACAACGCUGAUGCAGCGGAUCAACGCAUACCUGCACGAGCGCAAGACGCCGCCGUACGUGCUGAACCUGGACCCGGCGGUCAGCAAGCUGCCGUUCCAGGCGAACAUCGACAUCCGCGACACAGUAGACUACAAGCAGGUGAUGAAAGAGUACAAUCUCGGGCCCAACGGUGGGAUCCUGACGUCGCUGAACCUGUUCACGACCAAGCUCGACCAGGUGAUGCAGAUUGUGGACAAGCGGGCAGCAACGACAAAGUACUUUCUGUACGAUACGCCGGGGCAGAUUGAGAUCUUCACGUGGUCGGCGUCGGGAGCAAUCAUCACAAACUCGGUCGCAGCGACCUACCCGACGGUGGUCGUGUAUGUGGUGGAUACGCCGCGCACUGCCAACCCGGCGACGUUCAUGUCGAAUAUGAUGUAUGCGUGCUCGAUUCUGUACAAGACGCAGCUGCCGUUCCUCGUGGCGUUCAACAAGACCGACGUGGUGUCGCAUGAUUUCGCGGUCUCCUGGAUGAACGACUUUGAGGAGUUCCAGAAGGCGCUGAUGCGGCAGGAGGAGGGGUAUAUGAACUCGCUGAUGAACUCGAUGAGUCUGGUGCUGGACGAGUUCUACGCGCAUCUGCGCGUCGCUGGCGUGUCGGCAAUGACGGGCCAGGGGAUCGAUGGGCUGUUUGAGAAGAUCGACGAGGCCGUCGACGAGUACUACGAGACGUAUCGGCCGCACCUGCAGAAGCAGAUUGAGAAGAAGCGCGAGGAGGAGCGCGAGAAGAAGGCGGAUGACCUGAAGCGGCUGCUCAAGGACCUGUCGGUCAGCGAGGGCAAGGAAGUGGAUAUCUGA
Linderina pennispora is the source of this 930-nucleotide messenger RNA. Its product is annotated as GTPase NPA3. The transcript has a single exon. Lineage: Eukaryota; Fungi; Kickxellomycota; Kickxellomycetes; Kickxellales; Kickxellaceae. The coding region runs from base 1 to 930 and encodes 309 amino acids. Gene Ontology annotation, molecular function: GTPase activity. The record is from RefSeq and is a predicted model, not a curated record.